Molecule: messenger RNA, 2078 nt
Organism: Exaiptasia diaphana
Lineage: Eukaryota; Metazoa; Cnidaria; Anthozoa; Actiniaria; Aiptasiidae
Product: adenosine receptor A2b
Exons: 1
Coding region: 297-1832 (511 amino acids)
Biological process (GO): G protein-coupled receptor signaling pathway
Cellular component (GO): membrane
Molecular function (GO): G protein-coupled receptor activity
Source: RefSeq, a predicted model, not a curated record
UGUUGAAACUGAAACUAGUGUUUCCUUAGAAAAGUCUUGAAGUCGAACUUCACGUAUUUUCACAUAAUCUUCAACGCCUGCAACCUUUGGAAAUUUCGUGAAARGAGUAUGAAGCGGCAUACAAAUUCCUSACGUACUGAAGUCUGAAACUUAGAAAGAAAACCAGCCCAGCCYCUUGUAGCGACAUUUGCUAUCGAUACCCAAUUCCAAUCAAAAGCCAAGACUGCAUUAGCCAAUCAGAUUGCUGACAAUACUGAUAUAUUCAGAMCGGGUACUUUCUGCUCGUUUGCAYUGAUAUGGAGUUUGUCAAUAAGUCAGGUGAAAAUAACUAUUCUUACGCCAAAUACGAACGAACGACCGUGACAAUGACGACACAUCUGGAAUGUGAACUACCUCUUGAGCAGGGAAUAGUGCUUGUUGUAAUAAACAUCUUGCUUUCACUCGUGGGGACCGUUGGUAACAUUCUCAUCAUCAUGGCGGUUUUAAGGUCACCUCGACUUCGACAGAAACCAUCCAACUUUCUCCUCUUGAGUUUAGCUGUUGCAGAUUUGUUGGUGACCAUGUUGGCGCAGCCGCUGUUCACUGCUUCAAUAUCGAUGAAAACAUUUGCCCAUCGAUGUCACCGUGAGAUCGAUCUUCUGUAUGUUAUUGCAGCCCCUCUAGCCGGUAGCAGUUCGGUUUUUCACCUUGCUGUCAUAAGCAUCGAUCGGUCACUCUCAGCUUUGAUGCCUCACAAACAUCGUGCUAUCAUCAAGAAAGGCUUGAAAUUGAUGUUGUGUAUUUGUUGGGGUCUUUCUGCUYUAGUUGUUUGCAUACUUGUGGUUUUUCCUCAUUCAACCUCCGCUGUGUAUAUUGCUCUUCUUCUUUGCCUUAUCAUCAUGAUAGUCGCGUAUGGAAUGAUUUUGUACAAGAUUCUGGCGAUCCGAGUAGUCAAUGUACCAGCUUCCACUGCGCGCGAUCGAGCCAUGGAAAAACGAGUUUCAGGAACAGUUGCAAUCAUCAUAGCGUUGUUUGCUGUUUGUUGGGUCCCUCUCAUUGCAUUCCACCUAUCUCGCUCAUCUACCACUGCUACAGACAGUACAGAGACUACAUACUGGUGGAUUCGUACUCUUUACUUGGCCAACUCUUCCAUGAACUUCAUCGUCUACAGUUUAAGAAUCAAACUAUUUCGAUCAGCUUAUUCAAAAAUAAUGAAAAGAAGCCUGAGAAAAGUUGGGAAGCUACUACCUAAGAAGUGUCGUUGUCAGUGUCUCGACUCCCUCGCCACCAGGAAUUUCUCACAGAGUACACAACAUACUCCUAUGUCGCCUUUAUCUACGGCUGUUCCUGUACCACUGAAUAUAAUACCGCGAACAGAUGACUCGCAUGAACCUCUGAAAUUACCACAAGAUAAAGGCGAGGYGGAUAGGUAUGUAGUACAACGACAAGAAGAUGAUCUGAUGCAAACCGGAGAUAAAGAUAUGGAUUCGACGCAAAAGGGUGACAAAGACAUGCAUUUCAAGGCACAAAAAGAUGAAGAGGAAAAAGACUUGCAUUUGUCGCAAAAAGAAGAAGAAGAAGAUGUGCGUUUGACGGCGCAAAACUCAGAAGAAAAAGACUUUCAUUUGACGCAAAAAGAAGAAGAAAAAGAUAUGCGUUUGACGGCGCAAAACUCAGAAGAAAAAGACAUGCUUGCAUCGCAAAGAGAUGAAGAAAAAGACAUACUUGUGUCGCAGAACCAAGAAGACAUGCAUUCGAUACGAAAAGAAGAAGAGACAGAUGUGGAUUUGAAGCAAAAAGGAGAGACAGAUACAAAUAUGACAAAUAUAGAAGAACAAAUGACUACAAUUUAAAGAAGAAGGAUUUAUUGGACGGAAUGUAGUCGGCAUCAGGAAAACUAGGAAGACAUGAAGCUUUAGGGAGAGCCGAUUUAUGGACUCAAUGAAGGACACUGAACACUUGCACAUCUAAUGUAACUAACUAGUUAUUUGACUAAUAGUGGCUUCUAAACGCAAUUAUAUCGUUAUAAAAUCCAUUAUUACAAUGUAAUAACCUUGUUAUUGGUAUAAAUAGGCAAAAAGRUUGCAGGUUGUCAUUUG